Salvelinus namaycush (lake trout) is the source of this 1257-nucleotide messenger RNA. RefSeq names its product histidine-rich protein PFHRP-II-like. Bases 1 to 1257 code for a protein of 418 amino acids. NCBI's taxonomy places the organism in Eukaryota, Metazoa, Chordata, Actinopteri, Salmoniformes, Salmonidae. The transcript is spliced from 4 exons. The record is from RefSeq and is a predicted model, not a curated record.
AUGACGAUCCUGGGGAUCAGGAGCGGAGCGGUCACCUCUGCUGAGGAGCGGGAAACUGUCAAUCCGGCUGAGAUGCGGGAGCAUGGCGACCUAGAGUGCCGGAGAGAGAGCAUACAUGACGGUACCCCCUGCCCGGCGCGUUCGGCUCCAGCUGUAGGACGCCAACCAAAGGGACGAUCCCAGGGAUCAGGAGCGGACUGGUCACCCCUGCUGAUGCGCGGAAACCGGUCGCUGGCUGGAAACAGAUUUCUGUGCAGGAUAUUCUUUCCCAGAGCUGCUGUACACUACGCUGCCUACGUAGCUGCUGCACACUACGCUGCCUACGUAGCUGAUGCACACUACGCUGCCUACGUAGCUGCUGUACACUACGCUGCCUACGUAGCUGCUGUACACUACGCUGCCUACGUAGCUGCUGCACACUACCAUGCCUACGUAGCUGAUGAACACUACGCUGCCUACGUAGCUGCUGCCUACGUAGCUGCUGCACACUACGCUGCCUACGUAGCUGCUGCACACUACGCUGCCUACGUAGCUGCUGCACACUACGCUGCCUACGUAGCUGAUGUACACUACGCUGCCUACGUAGCUGCUGUGCACUACGCUGCCUACGUAGCUGCUGUACACUACGCUGCCUACGUAGCUGCUGCACACUACGCUGCCUACGUAGCUGCUGCACACUACGCUGCCUACGUAGCUGCUGCACACUACGCUGCCUACGUAGCUGCUGCACACUACGCUGCCUACGUAGCUGCUGCACACUACGCUGCCUACGUAGCUGCUGCACACUACGCUGCCUACGUAGCUGCUGCACACUGUUGCCUACCUUCUGUACACUACGCUGCCUACGUAGCUGCUGUACACUACGCUGCCUACGUAGCUGCUGUACACUACGCUGCCUACGUAGCUGCUGUACACUACGCUGCCUACGUAGCUGCUGUACACUACGCUGCCUACGUAGCUGCUGUACACUACGCUGCCUACGUAGCUGCUGCACACUACGCUGCCUACGUAGCUGCUGCACACUACGCUGCCUACGUAGCUGCUGCACACUACGCUGCCUACGUAGCUGCUGUACACUACGCUGCCUACCUGCUGCACACUGUUGCCUACGUAGCUGCUGUACACUACGCUGCUGCACACUACGUAGCUGCUGCACACUGCGCUGCCUACGUAGCUGCUGUACACUGCGCUGCCUACGUAGCUGCUGUAUACUACGCUGCCUACGUAGCUGCUGCUCAGUGCCUUUGUCUGUUGUAG